Messenger RNA from Colletotrichum lupini, 2727 nucleotides. Its product is annotated as fungal specific transcription factor. Gene Ontology annotation, biological process: regulation of DNA-templated transcription; DNA-templated transcription. Gene Ontology annotation, molecular function: zinc ion binding; DNA binding; DNA-binding transcription factor activity, RNA polymerase II-specific. Lineage: Eukaryota; Fungi; Ascomycota; Sordariomycetes; Glomerellales; Glomerellaceae. The record is from RefSeq and is a predicted model, not a curated record. The transcript has 2 exons. The coding region runs from base 1 to 2727 and encodes 908 amino acids.
AUGGACGAUCAAGAUCUCCUUUUGUCGUCCACAUCCGGCGGCUCCCUGACCAAUCCCCCGGAACAGCCUUCUUCAUCAUCCUCGUCUGCACCACAAUCACAACCACCGGCGGCCAAGAAGAAGUCGUCGCGCAGAGGAGGCGAUUCGGCGUCACAGAAGCGGCGCUGCGUGAGCACAGCAUGUAUCGCCUGCCGCCGGAGGAAAUCGAAAUGCGACGGAGCCGUGCCCAGCUGCGCUGCGUGCGCCAGCGUUUACGGCACUGAGUGCGUCUAUGACCCAAACUCGGACCACCGCCGCAAGGGCGUCUACAAGGAAAAGGUCGAUAGUAUGAAGGCGCGCAACUCGACACUGCAGAUUCUCAUCGAGGCCAUUCUCAACGCAAACGAGGAUGAGGUCCCCGACAUUGUGAAGAGGAUCAGGACCUGCGACAGCCUUGACACUGUCGCUGAGCAGAUCUUGAAACAUGAGACUAUGCUCCAGGAAGCCGAGGAUAACGACAAUGGAGACGACGGUUACACGAUCGACAUGCCCAUCGAGGGUGAGAGGGAACUCGCUCGCAAGAUGGGCGAACUGCGCCUCGAGAACGGCUCAGUACGCUUCAUCGGAGGCACAUCACAUCUCAUCUACCUCGGCGACUCAGGCGACGCCAACACAAACGAACCCGAAUCCGACGCGAAUCUCACCAAUGAGGACCCCGUCACCAGCUGGACCAGAGUUACGCAAGAUAAGGAACUCAUUGCCCACCUCAUGAACAUGUACUUCAACUGGCACUACACGUAUUUUACGACGCUAUCAAAAACACUAUUCUACCGUGACUUCUUCAAGGGGAAGCACGGACUAAACUACAAAGGCACCAUCUACUGCUCACCACUCCUAGUCAACGCCAUGCUAUCCCUGGGGUGCCACUUCACCAGCGUGCCGGGAGCGUACGGGACGCCGGGGGAUAGCCGUACAAAGGGCGACCACUUCUUCGCCGAGGCGAAGCGCCUUAUUGUCGAGAACGAUGAGUACGAGCGACCCAAGCUCACGACCGUCCAGGCCCUGGCGCUCAUGUCCGUCCGGGAGGCCGGCUGCGGAAGGGAGGCGAAAGGCUGGGUGUACUCGGGUAUGGCUUUCCGCAUGGCCCAGGAUAUUGGCCUCAACUUUGACGACGGCGGCAUGUCCAAUGACAAGGAGAAUCUCGGCGAGCACGCCGUCGACGCAAGGCGAAUGACGUUUUGGGGUUGCUUCCUCUUCGAUAAGGCGUGGUCGAACUAUCUGGGUCGCCUGCCGCAGAUACCCAAGAACUCGUACAACGUGCCCAAGUACGACGUCUUUCCCUCUGAGGAUGCGGAACUGUGGGCGCCUUAUACGGAUACGGGGUUCGAUCAGACGUGCAGUCAGCCGUCGAGGACGCGAGCCGUGGGGUUACAACUCUCGAAGCUUUGUGAGAUAAGCAGCGAUUUACUUUUAUUCUUUUAUCAUCCAAAUCACAUUGGCCGCUCGAGUGGGAAAUCGGUGGAACUCAAGAAGCUGAGCGAGCUUCACCGGAGGCUGGAGGACUGGCGAAAGGAAUUACCAAACGAACUGGAACCAAAGGAAGGACAACUCCCUAACGUAAUCCUCGUACACAUGUUCUUCCACCUCCAAUACAUCCACCUCUUCCGCCCGUUCCUCAAAUACACACCCGCAGCCUCACCCCUCCCAUCUCACGUCUCCCCACGCCGCAUCUGCACAGCCAACGCCGGCGCAAUCUCCAAACUCAUGCGCCUCUACAAGAAAAAUUGGAACCUCCGGCAAAUCUGCAACAUCGCCGUCUACAUGGUCCACAGCGCCUGCACGAUUCACAUGCUCAACCUCCCCGAGAAGACAGCCAAGCGCGACAUCAUCCACGGCGUGAAGCACCUCGAGGAAAUCGCCGAAGACUGGCUCUGCGCGCGCCGCACGCUAAGCAUCAUCAGCGUGCUGGCGCGAAAAUGGAACGUCGAAUUGCCCGAGGAGGCCGAGGCCGUGCUGCAGAGGACGGACGAGACGUACGGCACGUUUAGUACCUCGGACGUGCCGUCGCCGAGGUCGAAUCUCACUGUUGCGUCGUCGCCUUCGCCUACGCAGGGCCCUGUUUCGCCGGUGAUGGGGAAGCCGGAUCAGUAUAGCCCGCUUAAUCAGUUCGCGCAACCGCAGACUGGCGAGCAGGAUGUGGCGCCCAGUCCGACGGAUCUGCUCAUGGCGAGCGCGUCUCUUGCGCAGAUCAGCGGCGCGAGACCGCCCUCUCAUCAAUCUCACAACGGGUUGGGAAUGGGUCCAAAUUCCCUCGGCGGCUGGUCCCAACCCGGACUCACCCAGUCAAUACCGACAUACCAACAGCAACAACGUUUCACACCAAUGAACAACAACCUCGGGCCAUCACAGACCUCCCGCGCCGGACCUACCAGCGCGCGCCAGCAGCAACUAUCCCCCGGCCAGGUCUUCCAAGGCCUAGACCAGGACUGGUUCCUCAACGACGGCGCAAAGUGGCACCAGAACUUUGAGGCGUGGAAUAUGGCCACGUCUCAGCCCGGCGGCGGAGGCGGAGGCGGGAUGCCGGCGAGCGAUCAGAUGUUUAUGUUUUCGAGCGGGAGUGGGGGUAUGCAGCCGCCGCCGCAACCGCAGCCGCAACCGCCGAGGCAGUCGUCUGAGGAUACGGCGAGUCCGAAUUUUGAGGGGCUGAGUUCGAUUGAUACCCAUGGGUGGUUGCCGGGACUGGAUUAG